Peromyscus maniculatus bairdii (prairie deer mouse) is the source of this 1376-nucleotide messenger RNA. NCBI's taxonomy places the organism in Eukaryota, Metazoa, Chordata, Mammalia, Rodentia, Cricetidae. The record is from RefSeq and is a predicted model, not a curated record.
GCGCGGGCGCCGGGAGCGCGCCUGCCCGGGCGCUCGCGCAGCCGCGGGACUCAGUGGAAACCGAAGGCGAGCGAGGGCGGAGCGCGGGAAGCAUGAGGAAAGGGGCUUCCUGCGAGCGGAAACCGGCGUGGAUGCCGACGGGGAAGGCGGUGAAGGUUCUCCUGGUUCUCCCAAGCAGCGGCUCUCACAUUGCUGUCCUCAGGACUCACGGUCCCGAAAAUACUGUAACUGUUAUAUGUUAACGCAACUCACUUUUAUGAAGGAUAAAUAUCCCUCAACAAGAUAGUGAGCACCAAAUGGAUUUCUUAUGGAAAUAUGUGUAGAUUCAGUGGAGUCAGCUGUGAAUGCAGAGAGAGGAGGUGCUGGUCGGAUUGAAUUAUGUGCUGGUUUACUAGAGGGAGGAAUCACACCCAGCAUGGGUAUUCUUCAAGUAGUAAAACAAAGUGUCCAAAUUCCAGUUUUUGUGAUGAUUCGACCACGGGGAGGUGAUUUUUUAUAUUCAGAUCGUGAAGUUGAAGUGAUGAAGGCUGACAUUCGUCUUGCCAAGCUUUAUGGUGCUGAUGGUUUGGUAUUUGGGGCAUUGACUGAAGACGGACACGUUGACAAAGAGCUAUGCAUGUCUCUUUUGGCUCUUUGCCGUCCUCUGCCAGUCACUUUUCACCGAGCCUUUGAUAUGGUUUGUGAUCCAAUGGCAGCUCUGGAGACCCUCUUAACCCUGGGAUUUGAACGCGUUUUGACCAGUGGAUGUGACAGUUCAGCUCUGGAAGGACUGCCUCUGAUAAAGCAGCUCAUAGAUGAGGCCAAAGGCAGGAUUGUGGUGAUGCCAGGAGGUGGCAUAACAGAUAAAAAUCUGCAAAGGAUCCUUGAGGGUUCAGGUGCUACGGAAUUCCACUGUUCUGCUCGGUCUUCUAGAGACUCAGGAAUGAAGUUUCGAAAUUCCUCUGUUGCAAUGGGAGCUUCACUUGCUCAUUCAGAAUAUUCUCUAAAGGUAACAGAUGUGACAAAAGUCAGGACUUUGAAUGCUAUUGCAAAGGAUGUCCUCGUUUAGUUAAGGCUCCUCGGAGAGACAUGGAUAUCAGAGUGUGCAGGCAGAAUUAGGACCUUCAGUUCUCCACGUGGCCAUGGAGUACGUUUCUAAGAAGAAAAAGAAAUUGGACCGGCAAUGCACUCAUUUUCUUUGCUAGUCAUUUCUGUCAUCGUGGCUACAUUUGGUCUGUGCUUCUUCCAUGGAGAGAGGCUUAGUCAGUUUUCAGUGGAAUUAACUGAUAAACUGGCAAAGUUCAACUACAAGGUAUGAAAUCAGAGUUUGGGUUAGGAUCAAUUAGUACCACUUUUUUGCCUUUCAUUUGUAAAAUAAAAAUUCUUAUUCUAUUGUG